Messenger RNA from Triticum turgidum subsp. durum (durum wheat), 1176 nucleotides. The record is from the annotation of a GenBank genome assembly. NCBI's taxonomy places the organism in Eukaryota, Viridiplantae, Streptophyta, Magnoliopsida, Poales, Poaceae.
AUGCCGCCGCCGCCGUCGCUGCCGGACGGAAUCGUCGAGGAUAUCUUCCUCCGCCUUCCGCCGGACGAGCCCGCGUGCCUCGUUCGCGCCUCCCUCGCCAGCAAGCUCUGGCUCGGCCAUCUCACCGGCCCUCGCUUCCGCGGCCGCUACCGCGAGCUCCAUGGAGCGCCCCCCAUGCUGGGCUUCCUUUACGAUUGGUUCUGGGACUACGUGCCGGAGGAGAAAGAUGCCGUCCCGCGCUUCGUCUCCACCACGGGAUUCGGCGCGCGCGUCCCCCCCGACCACCACUGGGGGGACUCGGGCUCGGACUACAACGCGUUGGACUGCCGCCAUGGCCGCGUUCUCCUCGGGGAUUAUGGCGCGCCCAUUCCGCUCGUCGUUUGGGACCCCAUGACAGGCCGCCAAACCAAGAUGGAAGCGCCCAAAGGACAGGAUAUCGGCAGCGGGGCCGCGGUGCUCUGUGCCGUCACCGGCUGUGACCACCGCGCGUGUCAUCAGGGCGCCUUCAGGGUCGUCGUCUUCGGCAGCAUGACCACGCAUGUUUAUCAUCCUGUUACUAUUAUACAGGUGUGCGUGUCCUCGCCGGAGACGGGUGAGUGGAGCCAGCCGUGCCCUGGUCUUGAUCUCGGAGUUGACGCAUUCAUCAUGCCGGUGCCCCCUGUCGUCAUCCGAGAUGCAGUUUACUUGAUGCAUGCGCGUGGUGAGCAUGAUCACAUUGCAGGAAUUCUCAAGUACGACUUGGGCUCUAAUUGCUUAUCGCUGAUUGACAUGCCCCUGCCGGGGGCUGUCAAUGUCGGCGACGUCAUCCUCAUGGCCAUGGAGGAUGGCAGCUUGGGGCUUGCACAUGCCAGUGGAUCAACCCUCUACCUGUGGUCAAGCUCAAGCCAGAUGGGUGUUGCGACAUGGACUCAGCGUAGAGCCAUCGAUCUCAAAAGCCUUCUUCCCAUUCAAAAUCCCAUGGAAGGACUUAGACUGAUUGGAUCCAUGGAAGGCAGUGAUAUCAUCUUCGUGCUUACGGACCUUGGCAUCUACCAGAUUAAUCUUAACUCACUACAGUGGAACAAGAUAUGGAAGAGACAGAAAUUCUUUGCUUUGAUUCCGUACAUGAGUUUCCACAAUCCACAAGGUAUAUCUGUUAUUCCCCUUCUUUUGUGGUUUAUUAGGAACAACGCUUAA